AAAUGGGGUGUCUCGACUUGCGACCCAAGUAAAAUCAUCUCUUCCGACUUGAUAAAAGGGCUCAAUCUUCAAAGAAUCGAGAAAGAAUUAUCUUCUACUCUCAUUUCAGAACUUCAGAUCAGAGAAGAAAAAUCUAGAGAGAAUGGCUUCUGUGGUUGAUUUGCUGCCCAAGGAGUACGGUUAUGUCAUUUUGGUGUUCGUUCUCUACGGUUUCUUCAAUGCUUGGAUGGCCGCCCAAGUCGGCAAAGCCCGGAAGAAGUAUAAGGUAUUUUAUCCAGUCCUAUACGCCUUAGAAUCAGAGAACAAGGAUGCCAAUCUCUUCAACUGCGUUCAGAGAGGGCACCAGAACUCGCUGGAGAUGAUGCCGGUGUUCUUUGCAUUGCUUCUCCUAGGAGGGCUUCAAUACCCUGUGGUUGCAGCUGGGCUUGGCUUUGUUUACAUUGUUGGUCGAUACUUCUACUUCAAUGGCUACGCAUCUGGAGAUCCCAAGAAACGUAUGAGAGGGGGAUUCUAUGCCUUGGCGUUGCUUGGGCUUGUUGGUUGCACUAUUUCAUUGGGAGUUAAUCUUCUGCGUCAAUGAAAUUUCUGGAGAUUAGAGAUUGGCUUUUAGGUUGUUUUUUGACUUUCUAGGAUAUGGAAAUGUUGUGAGGUGCGACAGAUUGAGGAACUGGUUCUUGUUUUGACUUUGUAAUAAUCUAAAGUUACAAACUUUAUUAAUAUUUUACUUUCCAGAAUUUUGAAUCUAUGUAGACUCUGAUUGUUAUUUUCUUGA
Macadamia integrifolia is the source of this 772-nucleotide messenger RNA. Its product is annotated as microsomal glutathione S-transferase 3-like. The transcript is spliced from 4 exons. NCBI's taxonomy places the organism in Eukaryota, Viridiplantae, Streptophyta, Magnoliopsida, Proteales, Proteaceae. Gene Ontology annotation, molecular function: glutathione peroxidase activity; glutathione transferase activity. The coding region runs from base 143 to 580 and encodes 145 amino acids. Gene Ontology annotation, cellular component: membrane; endoplasmic reticulum; nuclear envelope. The record is from RefSeq and is a predicted model, not a curated record.